Cynara cardunculus var. scolymus (artichoke) is the source of this 759-nucleotide messenger RNA. RefSeq names its product homeobox-leucine zipper protein HOX3. Lineage: Eukaryota; Viridiplantae; Streptophyta; Magnoliopsida; Asterales; Asteraceae. Gene Ontology annotation, molecular function: DNA-binding transcription factor activity, RNA polymerase II-specific; sequence-specific DNA binding. The transcript has 5 exons. The record is from RefSeq and is a predicted model, not a curated record. Bases 1 to 759 code for a protein of 252 amino acids. Gene Ontology annotation, biological process: regulation of DNA-templated transcription.
AUGGAGAAGAAAAUCGAUGAUGGUGGUUGUGUUGAACGAGAAGAUCGAUCAAGUCAAGUUGGGAUAGGCGACAGGGGUGAUGGAGAAGAAAGAUCGGUGGUGGUUAUUUGUUGGAGGCCAGGAUCAACAAAAACAAAAACAAAAGGUUGGGGUGAGGGUAUAGAGGGGCCUUGGGACUUCCGGGCUUUUGAGGUCUCAAAGCUAGGUCUAAGGACACUCGGACUUUCGGGUCUGGAACUGGUGAGGACAGGUGACGAUAAAAGAGAGAAGGGAAAUGAGAGUAAUGUUGUAAGGAGAAAAUUUGACAUUAAUAAGGUUCCAUCAGAGGAACAAUGGAUCACCACCACCAUUGGCGGAAAUGAAGAAGAGAGCGCCACCACUAUCGGAAUUAGCAAGGCAACUAAUGGAGGAGGUGGUGGGCCUCCAAUGAAGAAAAUCCGACUCAGUGUAGACCAGUCCCGUUUGCUUGAAGAAAGCUUCCAACAAAAUUACAGAUUGAACCCUAAAAUGAAACAGGAAUUGGCCGGAAAGUUGAUGCUAAAACCCCGACAAGUAGAGGUUUGGUUUCAAAAUCGACGAGCUAGGAACAAGCUCAAGCAAACAGAGAUCAAAUACGAGUAUUUGAAGAGAUGUUUUGAAUCACUUGCCGAACAAAACAAGAAGUUACACAAGGAGCUGGAGGAGUUAACGACCACAAGAGUGGGCUCGUCAACCAUGUUCUCACCCGUGGUUGCGAGCCCUUCCCAUCAUCCAAGCUAG